AUGAGGUUUUUUUUUUUUACUAUUCCGUUCAAAUGAUUCAUUUAAAUGUCACAUGUCACACAAAUGUCACUGAUUAUAGCAUUUUAAUGAAAGAAUAUAGUCUGUGUUUAGUCGCUCUGCCAGAGCGGCAGCUAACGUCCGGUACUGGAAAUCACCUGUGACUGAUCCGCCUGUUUUUAAGUGUUUAAGCAAAGCGGUUUUCUCACACACACGGCGGUUCGACGUGGAUUCUGUCUUCCGGCCUAUCGUCCACUGCCGGUCCGCUUCCGCUGCAUAGGCGGGUUUACCGCCUCUCUGAUUCUUUCGCUUUCUGUUUGCACUCUUGUGACGCACACGAGUUUUCUCCCUCCGACUCAAAGGUAUGAAUCAGAGUGAGGAGAUGGAGGAGAAACUCCCUCCCUCUAGAACCAGCUUCUGUGGGGAACGUGAGAGCCAGACCAAAGCUCAGAGCCCAGAGCAGCAGCAGAGACCAGACUCUCCUGGAUCUGAACCCAGCUUCCUGUCCACCAAGAGCCAGCGGUCCAUGGAUCCACCGUUUAAAUUUAAAGACCAACUUCCUUCGGAGACUCACCCAGAGCAGCAGCAGAGACCAGACUCUCCUGGAUCUGAACCCAGCUUCCUGUCCACCAAGAGCCAGCGGUCCAUGGAUCCACCGUUUAAAUUUAAAGACCAACUUCCUUCGGAGACUCAGGUUAAGGAGCAAAGGUCACAGGUUCACCAUGGCCAACAGCAGCAUCCAGCAGACCUGGGUCUCAUAUUUACGGAUGUUAGGAAGGAAAUUCUCACAUUUGUAGAGAACCAGCUGACAAAGAUCCAGAAUGUUCUGAGUUCAGAUUACCCACAAUGCACAAAGUGGAAUGAGGGUGAGGAAGUGGUGGACGGCAAGAAGAGAGAGCUGAGGAAGAACAGCACAGAGGCACAUCUGAACUUCAUACAGCAUUUCCUGAGAGAAGCUAAUCAGGAGGAGCUGGCUGACUGUCUGCAGAGCAGAACUAUCGGUGCAGUUGGUCAACGUCAACUGAAAUCUAAGCUGAAGGAGAAGUAUCAGUGUGUGUUUGAGGGGGUUGCUAAAGCAGGAAACCAAAUUCAUCUGAAUCAGAUCUUCACAGAGCUCAACAUCACAGAGGGAGGGACUGGAGAGGUCAAUGAUGAACAUGAGGUCAGAAAGAUUGACACAGCAUCCAGGAAACCAGCCACACGAGAGACAACAAUAAGAUGCGAAGACAUCUUCAAACCUUUACCUGGAAGAGAUAAACACAUCAGAACAGUGAUAACAGUGGGAGUGGCCGGCAUUGGGAAAACAGUCUUAACACAGAAGUUCAGUCUGGACUGGGCUGAAGACAAGGCCAACCAGGACAUACAGUUCACAUUUCCAUUCACCUUCAGAGAGCUGAAUGUGCUGAAAGAGAAAAAGUUCAGCUUGGUGGAACUUCUUCAUCACUUCUUCAUUGAAACCAAAGAAGCAGGAAUCUGCAGGUUUGACAAGUUCAAGGUUGUGUUCAUCUUGCAUGGUCUGGAUGAGUGUCGACUUCCUCUGGACUUCCAAAACAAUGUGACCGUGACUGAUGUUACAGAGUCCGCCUCAGUAGACGUGCUGCUGACAAACCUCAUCAGGGGGAGACUGCUCCCCUCUGCUCUCCUCUGGAUAACCACACGACCCGCAGCAGCCAAUCAGAUCCCUCCUAAGUAUGUUGACAGGGUAACAGAGGUCAGAGGGUUCACUGACCCACAGAAGGAGGAGUACUUCAGGAAGAGAUUCAGAGAUGAGGAGCAGGCCAGCAGGAUCAUCUCCCACAUCAAGACAUCCCGAAGCCUCCACAUCAUGUGCCACAUCCCAGUCUUCUGCUGGAUCGCCGCUACAGUUCUGGAGGAUGUGUUGAAAACCAGGGAGGGAGGAGAGCUGCCCAAGACCCUGACUGAGAUGUACAUCCACUUCCUGGUGGUUCAGUCCAAACAGAAGAACAUCAAGUAUGAUGGAGGAGCUGAGACAGAUCCACACUGGAGUCCAGAGAGCAGGAAGAUGAUUGAGUCUCUGGGAAAACUGGCUUUUGAGCAGCUGCAAAAAGGCAGGCUGAACUUCUAUCAAUCAGACCUGGCAGAGAUUGGCAUCGAUAUCAGAGCAGCCUCAGUUUACUCAGGAGUGUUCACACAGAUCCUUAAAGAGGAGAGAGGGCUGUACCAGGACAAGGUGUUCUGCUUCGUCCAUCUGAGUGUUCAGGAGUUUCUGGCUGCUCUUUAUGUCCAUCAGACGUUCGUCAACUCUGGAGUCAAUCUGCUGUCAGAAAAACAAUCACAGACCCUCGGGCCUCAACAAUUAAACAAAUUUGCACUACAACAUUUCUACCAGAUUGCUGUGGACAAGGCCUUACAAAGUCCAAAUGGACACCUGGAUCUGUUUCUCCGCUUCCUCCUGGGUCUUUCACUGCAGACCAAUCAGAUUCUCCUGCAUAGUCUAAAUACACCCAUAGGAAGUAGCUCACAGACCAAUCAGGAAACAGCGGAGUACAUCAAAAAGAAGAUAGAAGAGACUCAGUCUGCAGAGAGAAGCAUCAAUCUGUUCCACUGUCUGAAUGAACUGAAGGACCAUUCUCUAGUGGAGGAGAUCCAACAACACCUUUGUUCAGGAAGUCUCUCCACAGAUAAACUCUCUCCUACUCAGUGGUCAGCUCUGGUCUUCAUCUUACUGUCAUCAGAAGGAGAUCUGGAUAAGUUUGAUCUGAAGAAAUACUCUGGUUCAGAGGAGGCUCUCCUGAGGCUGCUGCCAGUGGUCAAGGCCUCCAACAAAGCUCUGCUGAGUGGUUGUAAUCUGUCAGAGAGAAGCUGUGAAGCCCUGUCAUCCAUUCUCAGCUCAAAGUCCUCUAGACUGAGAGAACUGGACCUGAGUAACAACGAACUGAAGGAUUCAGGAGUAAAGCUGCUCUCUGCUGGACUGGGAAGUCCACACUGUAAACUGAAAACUAUCAGGUUGUCCGGCUGUCAGGUCACAGAGGGAGGCUGCAUGUCUCUGGCCGCCGCUCUGAGAUCCAACCCCUCCCAUCUCAGAGAGCUGGACCUGAGCUACAAUCAUCCAGGAGACGGAGGAGUGAAGCUGCUGUCUGCUGGACUGGAGGAUCCACAAUGGAGACUGGACACUCUCAGACUGGAACCUGAUGGAAAGCAGUGACUGAGACCUGGUCUGAGGAAGUUUGCUGUGUAGAGAUGGUCUGACCGGGCGCCGUUACUGGGAGGUCGAGUGGGAAGGAGAUGUUCAAAUAGCAGUGAGCUACAGAGGAAUCGUAAGGAAAGGAAAACGUUUUGACAGC
This is a messenger RNA of Xiphias gladius (swordfish), 3302 nucleotides long. Its product is annotated as NLR family CARD domain-containing protein 3-like. Lineage: Eukaryota; Metazoa; Chordata; Actinopteri; Istiophoriformes; Xiphiidae. Gene Ontology annotation, molecular function: protein binding. The transcript has 11 exons. The coding region runs from base 362 to 3163 and encodes 933 amino acids. The record is from RefSeq and is a predicted model, not a curated record.